Messenger RNA from Trichoplax adhaerens, 2343 nucleotides. RefSeq lists its product as uncharacterized. Gene Ontology annotation, cellular component: nucleus; RNA polymerase I complex. NCBI's taxonomy places the organism in Eukaryota, Metazoa, Placozoa, Uniplacotomia, Trichoplacea, Trichoplacidae. Gene Ontology annotation, molecular function: ribonucleoside binding; DNA binding; DNA-directed RNA polymerase activity. Gene Ontology annotation, biological process: DNA-templated transcription. The transcript has 23 exons. The record is from RefSeq and is a predicted model, not a curated record. The coding region runs from base 1 to 2343 and encodes 780 amino acids.
AUGUCUAAUUGCCUUUUUAAUAACCUUAGAAAUUGUAUAGCUGUUCACCUGGAUAGAAAUGAAGAUAAAUUUAAUUUACUUAUUUACAUGAUUCGAAAAUUAUACGCAGUUGCAAAUGGCGAGUGUCAAAUAGAGUCACAAGAUAGUCCAAUGAAUCAAGAAAUUCUCUUAGGUGGUCAUAUGUACUCAAUGGUAUUAAAAGAAAAAUUAGAAUUAUGGCUAUCGAGGGUUAAGAAUUUAAUUUUGAAGUAUAUGGCAAAAACCAACGAUGAAAAAUUAGAAAAUGCUAUAGUUAGAGCUGCAAAUAAUGGUACUAAUAUACCGAAUCAACUAGAGUAUUUUUUGGCCACAGGGAAUUUAGUCGCUAGGGCUGAUUUAGGCUUAAUGCAGGUUGCAGGUUAUGUUCUGGUAGCUGAUCGGUUAAAUUUUAUGAGAUUCGUAUCACAUUUUCGAAGUGUUCAUCGGGGUAGUUUCUUUACUGAAAUGCGUACCACCGCUGUUCGUAAGUUACUUCCUGAAGCUUGGGGGUUUCUCUGUCCCGUUCAUACCCCUGAUGGUGCUCCAUGUGGUUUGUUGAAUCAUUUAGCGGCUAGCUGCAAAGUCGUAACCAAAAUGUCUGAUACAACUAAGUUAGUUAGCACGCUGUAUGAGUUGGGAAUGCUAUCAUUAUCGGAUCCACUUAUUGAAUAUAGUUCCGCGCAUGUAGUAAUAUUAGACGGCAAAAUUGUGGGGUAUAUUCAGAAGGAAAUUGGAAAAGAAAUCGCCGAUAAAUUACGAUAUCUAAAGAUAAAUAACAUGGAUAUGGUUGAUCCAUCUACGGAGAUUGCAUUAGUCCAUGACGGAAUUAGCGGUCUCUACAACGGAUUGUAUCUUUUUACGUCCCCAGCUCGUAUGAUUAGACCAGUCACAAAUUUACGGUUGCAAAAACAAGAAAUGAUUGGUACUUUUGAGCAAGUCUUUAUGGAUAUUUGUAUUACUGCUGAAGAAGCAUACGCUGAGGUAACCACUCAUCAAGAGCUAUCACCAUGCAGCAUGCUCAGUGCAUUGGCCCGAUUAACGCCAUUUUCUGACUUUAAUCAAAGUCCUCGUAACAUGUAUCAAUGUCAGAUGGGAAAGCAAACUAUGGGAACCCCUAUUCAGUCCUUUAAAUAUCGAUCUGAUAACAAACUUUAUCGAAUACAGGGCUAUGAUAUGGAAGAUGCGAUGAUACUGAAUAAAAGUUCAGUCGAACGAGGAUUUGCCCAUGCCACUAUAUAUAAAUCUGAGGUUAUCAAUCUGAAUUCGAAAACCGCUGAUGGAUUGGAGAUAUUUGGCCAAACUCCUGGUACUACUGAUAGUGACAAUAUUGAUUUGGAUGGAUUGCCAAAAAUUGGUUCUAUACUAAAUUCCGGAGAUCCAUACUAUUGUACUUUAAAUCUUUCUACAAGUCAAUGCGUUGUCCAUUACUACCGUGGCCAAGAACAAGGAAUAGUAGAUGAUGUUAAAUUACUUGGAUCGGAUAGCGGUCGAAAGCCAUUGCAGCGAAUAUGCGUUAAAUUCCGAAUCGAGCGAAAUCCGAUCAUUGGGGAUAAAUUUUCAAGCCGUCACGGGCAGAAAGGAGUAUGCAGUCAAUUAUGGCCAAUAGAAAAUAUGCCUUUUACUGAAUCCGGCAUGACUCCUGAUAUAUUAUUCAAUCCACAUGGCUUUCCAUCGAGAAUGACUAUAGGCAUGAUGAUUGAAUCUAUGGCAGGCAAAUCUGCUAGUCUUCAUGGACUCUGUCAUGAUGCAACACCCUUUCAGUUUAGCGAAAAAGUUUCAGCCGUAGAUUACUUUGGAAAAUAUCUAGAGAAAGCUGGCUACAACUAUUUUGGUACGGAAAGAAUGUACGAUGGCAUGAGUGGCGAAGAAUUUGAGGCUAAUAUAUUUAUUGGCACUGUAUACUAUCAGCGAUUAAGGCAUAUGAUUUCUGAUAAGUUUCAGGUUAGGACAACAGGGCCAAUCGAUUCCUUAACUCGUCAACCUGUUCAGGGUAGAAAAAGGGCCGGUGGAGUCAGGUUCGGCGAGAUGGAGCGUGAUGCUUUAAUAUCUCAUGGCACAUCAUUUCUACUACAAGAUAGACUGCUUAACUGUUCCGAUAAAUCAGUGGCGCAUGUUUGUAAGAAAUGCGGUAGCGUCCUAGGGAUUACCACUGAUGUAAACAAAAAUGAAGCCGAUAUCUUUCGAGAAUUCUCCCGAAAAGUUUACAGAUGUACUACAUGUGAUAGCACUCAAGAAGUUACUAAAAUGUACCUUCCUUACGUAUACCUUUAUUUAGUUACAGAAUUUGCAGCUUUGAAUAUUAAAGCUGUAAUCGAAGUUGAAUAA